AUGGAGAGAGAAGCGCACGAAGACGUAAUAUUGGAAGAGAACGGAGAUUUGUACGUUUUUGGAUACGGUAGUAUCGUGUGGAAGUUUGAGAUUGAAGGGAUUGAACCGAUUGAAACCGUUCGGUGUAAAGCCUUCGGGUGGCAGAGAAGGUUUUAUCAAGGCUCGACUGACCAUCGUGGCACGUUAGAAUUUCCGGGAAGAACUGUGACCAUGACGAAAUGCUCGAAGAACUCGCCCGUGUCUGGCGUCGCGUACAGGAUUAAAAGAGAAGAUGUGGAGAAGUGCUUGGAGAAUUUAGAGUUUAGGGAAAAGCAGUACGAUUUACGCGUGCAGUUAGAAAUUUAUGAAGACGACGACGGCGACGCGAAGAAGACGAAGAAACUGAUUAGCUCGAAGGCGGUGUGUUGGAUAGCGACAGAGGACGAGAAGAACGUGAACUGGGUAGGCGAACAAACGGUAGAUGAAAUAGCAACGGUCAUAGCUAACGCGAGAGGACCUUCCGGUCCGAAUUACGAGUAUUUGUUCAAUUUAGCGGACGCGAUGCGAUCUUGGAAGCGCAAGUGA
Messenger RNA from Bathycoccus prasinos, 564 nucleotides. RefSeq lists its product with no specific name. The transcript is spliced from 2 exons. Gene Ontology annotation, molecular function: glutathione specific gamma-glutamylcyclotransferase activity; gamma-glutamylcyclotransferase activity. NCBI's taxonomy places the organism in Eukaryota, Viridiplantae, Chlorophyta, Mamiellophyceae, Mamiellales, Bathycoccaceae. Bases 1 to 564 code for a protein of 187 amino acids. Gene Ontology annotation, biological process: glutathione catabolic process. The record is from RefSeq and is a predicted model, not a curated record. Gene Ontology annotation, cellular component: cytoplasm.